Messenger RNA from Cuscuta campestris, 4396 nucleotides. The record is from the annotation of a GenBank genome assembly. Lineage: Eukaryota; Viridiplantae; Streptophyta; Magnoliopsida; Solanales; Convolvulaceae.
UGUUCAAACUUUAAAGGCAAUUUAUUUUCUUAAUCUUUAAUCUUUUAUGAAACCUUAGGUUUUUUGCCCCUAUAAAUAAAAAGUAUCAUCAAACACGUUAAACAUGUCCCCUUUCCUCCAAAACCAUCCCUCCCCGCCGAUCAACAUGGUGCUCCCAAACUUUUGUUCCAAGUUUGCCCUUGGAUUCUUUGUCUUGACCGUGGUGCUAGCUGUGGCGGCUCAGACACGCGAAGCCGCCAUGGCUAUCACUGGAAGUUAUGGGUUUCAAGACCUCCCCGUGGAGGAGCACUUUGAGCAGUGGAUGGUUCUUCUCGAACGGUCCUAUGAGAACGAGUUCGAGAAGGAAAAACGGUUCAAUAUUUUCAAGAAAAACAGAGAGUACGUCGAGGCUUUCAAUAAGGCUGGCAAUCGCACCUUCACACUUGGCAUCAAUGCGUUCUCCGACAUGACCGACCAGGAGUUCAUGGACACUUACCUCAGCUGCUCCGGACCGCCGGCACCACCACUGCGCCGCCCCCGCCGCCGCGGGAUCCGCCGUACGCAUUCGCCGAAACAAGAUGGCGGGCCCAUGCAUAAUGUGAGUUUGGAUUAUGUUCCCGCCGAGAUAGAUUGGGUGAAGCUAGGCGCUGUCACUAGCGUGAAGAGCCAAGGAACAUGCGCUGGUUGCUGGGCUUUUGCGGCAACGGCGGCUUUGGAAGGACUAAACAAAAUCCAUUACAAGACGCUUUUGGACUUGUCGGAACAACACCUCAUAGACUGCGACACCAAGUCCCACGGCUGCAACGGGGGAGGCAUUGACCGAGCGUUCGAGUACGCGGUGGGGAACGAAGGGAUAGCCAAGGAGGAGGACUACCCCUUCGUGGGGUACCAGGGGAGAUGCCGCGAGGACGAGGUGGAGCCCUAUGGGAGCAUCGAGAGCUACAAGAUGGUCCCGAAGAACGACGCGUGGGCCCUACACAGGGCAGUGGCGCAGCAGCCUGUGGCUGCGGCGAUCACUUUCGGCCCGGACUAUGUCCCGGAGUUCAAGAACUACUUUGGCGGGAUUUACCACCCCGGCAAGGGCGGGUUUUGUGGGUCCGGGAACCGCCACGCCGUUGCCGUGGUGGGGUACCACACCAACCCUAACUAUUGGAUCAUCAAGAACUCUUGGAGUACGGUGUGGGGAGAGGACGGGUAUAUGAGGUUGGCAAGAGAUCCCAGUAUUGUUGGACCUUGCGCGGCGGCGGCGGCGGUUGUGACAUGCCAAGCCGCCCCCGAUAGUACUAGGGGCGACCCAUUUCAAGAACCGUCGUCUGUGGAGGAACACUUUGAGCAGUGGAUGGUUCUUCACAACCGGACCUACAGAGACGAGUUUGAGAAGAAAAACCGAUUCGCCAUUUUCAAGAAAAACAAAGAGUACGUCGAGUCAUUCAACAAAGCUGGCAAUCGCACCUUCACACUUGGCAUCAAUGCGUUUUCCGACAUGACCGACCGGGAGUUCAUCGAUGCCUACCUCAACAAAAACUAUGCCACCGGACCUCCACCACUACGCCGCCCCCUGGACCGCCCUGUAUCUUCGAAGCACUCAUCGGAACCAUAUAGUGGGCCCUUUCAUAAUGUGAGUUUGGGCACUCUUCCGGCCGCGGUAGACUGGGUGAAGCAAGGAGCCGUGACUAGCGUUAAAAAUCAAGGAACAUGCGGUAGUUGCUGGGCAUUUUCGGCAGUAGCGGCCCUGGAAGGACUAAACAAAAUCCAUUCGGGGACGCUUUUGUCCUUGUCGGAGCAACAACUCGUAGACUGCGACACCGGUUCGCGCGGUUGCGUAGGUGGCCAUCCUCAAACUGCAUUCGCUUACGCGGUGUCGAACCACGGGCUAGCCAAGGAGGAGGACUACCCGUACGCCAAAAAGCAGGGCGCGUGCCGCCACGGCAUGGGUGCGUUUGGCGGCGUCGGGUCCUUCCAGAACGUUCCGAAGAACGACGCGUGGGCCCUCCUCACCGCCGUGGCACGCCAGCCCGUGUCCGCCAUUGUAACUUUCGCGGCGGUGACAUGCCACCCCACCGCCGACAAUACCGGCGGGGACGUAUUUCAAGAACUCGCCGUGGAGGAGCACUUUGAGCGAUGGAUGAUUCUUCACAAAAGGUUCUACGCAGACGAAUGCGAGAGAGAAAAACGGUUCAACAUUUUCAAGAAAAACAAAGAGUUCGUCGAGUCAUUCAACAAAGCUGGCAAUCGCACCUUCACACUUGGCAUCAAUGCGUUCUCCGACAUGACCGACCUGGAGUUCAUCGACGCCUACCUCAACAAAAACUAUGCCGGACCGCCGCGACUACGCCGCCCCGUACGUCACCCUAUUUCGCAUAAGCAUUAUUCAUGGAAUGGGCUCUUCCAUAAUGUGAGUUUGGACACUACUCUUCCCGCCUCGGUAGAUUGGGUGAAGCAAGGGGCUGUCACUCGCGUGAAAGACCAAGGAGAAUGUGGCAGUUGUUGGGCGUUUUCGGCAGUAGCAUCCCUGGAAGGGCUAAACAAAAUCAAUUCCGGGACGCUUUUGCCCUUGUCGGAGCAACAAAUCGUGGACUGCGACACUGAGUCGAACGGUUGCGUAAGCGGCGACUUUGCAAGUGCAUUUGCUUAUGCCGUGGCGAACCACGGGCUAGCGAAGGAGGAGGACUACCCGUACACCGGCACCCAAGGUGCGUGCCGCCAGGGCAUGGGUGCGUUCGGGAGCAUCGAGUUCUUCGAGAACGUCCCGACGAACGACGCGUGGGCCCUACGCACCGCCGUGGCACGUCAGCCAGUCUCCGUUGUAAUAACUUUUGGUCCGGACUUCGUGCCCGAGCUGAAAAAUUACCAGGGUGGGAUUUACCACCCUGGGAAAAGUGGGUAUUGCGGGGAGGGUUUUGCCCACGGUUUGACUGUGGUGGGGUACCAGAGCAACCCCGGGUAUUGGCUCAUCAAGAAUUCGUGGGGGACGUCGUGGGGCGAGGGCGGGUAUUUGAGGUUGGCUAGAGACCCCAGCCAACAAUGUUCAUUCCUCCCUUGCCAUCCCAUCGCGCCACUACUUACAAUGGCUCUCCUCAUCAACAAACUUUCCAAGUUUACCCUUGGGUUUUUUUGCCUCAUUGCACUAACGGUGGCGGCUCCGGCACCCCAACCUGCCACCGCUAGCGCUGGCGGCGAUGACGCAUUCCAAGACCUACCCGUGGAGGAGCACUUUGAGCAGUGGAUGGUCCUUCACGAGCGGUCUUACGCAGACGAGCUCGAGAAGGAAAAACGGUUCAAUAUUUUCAAGCAAAACAGAGAGUACGUCGAGUCGUUCAAUAGAGCCGGAAACCGCACCUUCACGCUCGGCAUCAACGCGUUCUCCGACAUGACCAACGAGGAGUUCGCCGAGGACUACCUGACUAGUUGUUCCGGACCGGCGGAGCCGCCGUUCCUCAGCCCCGGCGGCCGCCGCGGGAUGCUUGAUAAAGAGCUUUCACCGGAGCCAGAUAGUGGGCCCUUUAAUGUGAGUUCGGAUGAUCUUCCCCCGUCGAUUAACUGGGUGGACCGAGGCGCCGUCACUCGCGUGAAAAGCCAAGGAAAAAAAUGCCGUUGCUGCUGGGCAUUUUCGGUGGUGGGAGCGCUGGAAGGGCUGAACCAAAUCCAUUACGGGGAGCUGAUGGACCUCUCGGAGCAGCAACUCGUGGACUGCGACACCGUGUCGGCCGGCUGCAACGGCGGGAGCAUGGCCGCCGCGUUCUCGUACGUGAUGGGGAGCGACGGGCUGGCAAAGGAGACGGACUACCCGUACCGGGGGGUGAAGGGGCGGUGCCGCGAUGACGUGGUGGACGCUUUCGGCAGCAUCAAGGGCUACCGGAGGGUCUUGCCGAACAACGAGCUGGCCAUGGUGAGCGCGGUGGCGCAGCAGCCCGUGUCUGCCGGGGUAAUGUACGGCCCGGACUACGUCCCGGAGUUCAAGAACUACAAGGGGGGGAUUUACUUCCCCGGCAUGUGGGGGUACUGCGGGAGCGGGGAGUACCACGCCGUAACCGUGGUCGGGUACACGCCCGAUUAUUGGCUGAUCAAGAAUUCCUGGGGCUGGUGGUGGGGAGACGACGGUUAUAUGAAGCUUUACCGGGACGGCAGCCAUGGGGGAGCUUGCAGCAUCCUCCAAUUUGGCAGCUACCCCAUCCCUUACGAUAUCGAUUGAUUAUGGCCCUGUGUGGGAACAUCUAGCAUUCCGUUUUGAAAAAAGUAAUCUACGUACCGGCGACGUUUAGUGUUGUUAGCGUUUUCAAAGUGAUCUGUAUUGUUGAAAUUUUAUCCAGAACGCUAACACCAAAUUUUCAAAGUGAUCUGUACUCAAAGGGUUGUGUUUACAUGUAUUUAUAUACCUUGGGUCUCAAUCCUAAACAAAUAAGGCAGGAGAAUAAUA